UUCAAUCAAUUGGACUCGUUAUAGUGGGACUGGACCAUGCUUGCCUAAGGCCUCUAUGUUUUUGCUGGUGAUCUGAUGGCUGGCUGGUGCUGCUGGCUGGUGCUUCUUGGGCUAUGCGCUUUCCAACGAUUCUCUCUAAUUCAAAGCUCUCUAAUUGGAUUUUGAGAAUCAAGGAGGCAUCAUCAAAUGGAAAUUUCCAUGAAGUGAUUUCACACUAUAUUCAACUGAAAAUUGCAGGACCUCUACCGGUAUAUGAUUCGCUCUUCCCUCCUAUUCUCAAAGCAUUUUCAUAUGUUUCCCCCAAGCAUGGAAGGGCUGUUCAUGCUUGCUUGAUCAAGCGAGGAUUUGAAUCAUUUACUUCUAUUGGGAAUUCCAUCAUGAGUUUUUACGUCAAGUGUGCCGACAUGGAUGCUGCAAGGAGCGGUUUUGACUCUAUGAGGUGCAGAGAUUCGGUUUCUUGGAAUAUUUUAGUUCAUGGGUUUCUUGAUCAUGGUGCUUUGGUAGAAGGGUUGUGGCAUUUCACUAGUGCUAAGGUUGCUGGGUUUGAACCCAACAUUUCCACAUUGGUACUUGUAAUUCAAGCGUGUCGUAAUCUUAGCGCGAAGUUUGAAGGGCUGCAAUUACAUUGUUAUCUAAUUCAGAGUGGGCAUUGCACCAUUUCUUCCAUUCAGAAUUCCUUGCUCUGCAUGUAUGCUGAUGAUGACAUGGAAUGUGCAAGAAAUAUGUUUGAUGAAAUGCGUGAGAAAGAUGUCAUCUCUUGGAGUGUGAUGAUAGGUGGUUAUGUGCGGAGCCUGGAAGCUCAGACGGGGUUGCAGAUGUUUCAAGAGAUGGUAUCAAACCCUGCGAUUGAACCAGAUGAAGUGACUAUGGUCAGUGUUCUAAAAGCAUGUUCCUAUUCAGUGAACAUACAUACGGGUAGAUUGGUGCACGGAUUUUUGAUUCGCAGAGGUUUUGUUAAUGAUUUGUUUGUCAAUAACUCUUUGAUUGAUAUGUAUUCUAAUUGUUAUGAUGCUGAUUCUGCAUUUAAUAUUUUUAAGGAGAUGUCUAGGAGGAACGAUGUCUCAUGGAAUUGUAUGAUAUCUGGAUUAGUCCUUAAUGAGAACUAUUCAGAAGCUCUAUCAGUGAUUAGUUCAAUGCAGCAGGAGGGGACUGAGGCAGAUGAAGUGACUUUGGUGAAUAUUCUUCAAAUCUGCAAAUACUUUGCUCACCCAUAUCAGUGCAAAGCAGUCCACUGUGUGAUAAUCCGUCAUGGAUGUGAAUCAAAUGAAUUACUGCAUAAUUCUCUUAUUGAUGCUUAUGCAAAGUGCAAGCUUAUUGAACAUGCAUGGGAAGUCUUUAUUGGGAUGAGGAGAAGAGAUGUGGUUGUUUGGAGCACAAUGAUUGCUGGGUUUGCAUAUUGUGGUAUGCCUGACAAAGCAAUAAGUGUCUUCCAAGAGAUGAACAAGUCAACAGAGAUUCCUAAUGCAGUUACCAUUAUGAAUCUUCUCGAGGCUUGUUCAGUUUCAGCUGAUUUGAAUAGGUCAAAGUGGGCACAUGGAGUUGCAGUUCGAAGAGGUUUAGCUGUAGAAGUGACAGUUGGAACUGCAAUUGUCGUUAUGUACUCCAAAUGCGGGGAAAUAGAGGCCUCAAGAAAGGCCUUCAAUCAAAUUCGCCAGAAAAAUAUAGUAACAUGGAGCGCUAUGAUAGCUUCGUAUGGGAGGAAUGGUCUUGCCCAUGAAGCCUUGGCAUUGCUUGAUGAAAUGAAAUUGCAUGGCCUCAAGCCAAAUGCUCUAACUAUUGUCUCAGUGCUUGCUGCCUGUAGUCACUGUGGAUUAGUUGAAGAGGGGCUCUCUAUAUUCAAGUCGAUGGUUGAAGACCAUGGGCUUGAACCAGUUUCUGAACAUUACUCGUGCAUUGUUGGCCUGUUAGGUCGUGCAGGAGAGCUCGAUAGCGCAAUGGAAUUGAUCAAGAUGAUGCCUGAAAGUUCUAAGGCUGGUGCAAGUGUUUGGGGGGCACUACUUAGUGCUUGCAGAAACUAUGGGAAUACUAAGCUUGGCAGAGAAGCUGCCUCUUGCGUUCUUGAGCUGGAGCCUCUAAAUUCAGCUGGUUAUUUAUUGGCAUCAAGCAUGUUUGCUGCUGAUGGUUUGUGGGUUGAUGCAACUAGGAUGAGAUUAUUAGCCGAGGAAAGAGGAAAAGAGGCUACUGCUGGUUACAGCUUAAUACAUGCUGAUAGCAAGGCGAGUUGAUGCAACACGCGCGAUAGGCUACAUCAAUUGCAUGAGAAUAUUGAUGAAAUUAAAAACAUGGUUUUGUUGAAUGCUAGCCCUUUUGCAGAUUGGACAAAGAGUUUGGUCGUGAUUGGUACAGGAGUGGGCAUGGUUGUUGAGAGUCUCAAACCGACUUAAAGGAUCUAAACCGACUCAAAUUAUAACAUCGAAUUAAAUUUAUUCUAAUAUUUUGGUUUGGUCCUGAUUUUUUUUUUUGAACAGAAUCAAAAUAAAAAAUUUUA
Molecule: messenger RNA, 2488 nt
Organism: Manihot esculenta (cassava)
Lineage: Eukaryota; Viridiplantae; Streptophyta; Magnoliopsida; Malpighiales; Euphorbiaceae
Product: pentatricopeptide repeat-containing protein At2g17210
Exons: 1
Coding region: 114-2225 (703 amino acids)
Biological process (GO): RNA modification
Molecular function (GO): RNA binding; protein binding
Source: RefSeq, a predicted model, not a curated record